AUGUCAUCUGACCUUUCAGACGUUAGACUCUUUGUCAGACCACUUCCAUUCGAUGUUAACGAAGAGGACUUGAAGAGCUUCUUCUCCCCUAUUGGUGAAAUCACCGAUUUCAUCGUUGCUAGAGGUUAUGCCUUUGUUGAAUACGCUAAUGCAGAUUUGGCAAGACAAGCCAUCGCUGAAUUGCACCAAAAGCCGUUCGGUGAUGUUCCAUUAUCCUUGGAGUACGCUAAG
Molecule: messenger RNA, 231 nt
Organism: Williopsis jadinii
Lineage: Eukaryota; Fungi; Ascomycota; Saccharomycetes; Phaffomycetales; Wickerhamomycetaceae
Product: RNA recognition motif domain-containing protein
Exons: 1
Cellular component (GO): nucleus; cytoplasm; ribonucleoprotein complex
Molecular function (GO): mRNA binding
Source: RefSeq, a predicted model, not a curated record